Molecule: messenger RNA, 540 nt
Organism: Triticum turgidum subsp. durum (durum wheat)
Lineage: Eukaryota; Viridiplantae; Streptophyta; Magnoliopsida; Poales; Poaceae
Source: the annotation of a GenBank genome assembly
AUGCUGGUCCAUGGUUCCGUUUACCGGCCUUUCCAUGGCGAACACCACAUGAUAAGGAUCAACACAACCACCACCAUGGACAUCACCAAUGUGGAUCUACCCUUGCAGGUGGAUGUGGAGAGGUGCAAUUACAAGGCUGGGGAGACUAGUGAUGGCCAGCUAUGCAUUGUCUAUGCAUCUCAUGAUGACUUCCUGCUCCAUGUUUGGAUCCGUGUUGUGGAUGGUGAUGGAAUUGGGAUUUGGGUGCCGCAGAACAUACUCUCUUUGAGUGUAGAAAUUGGUCGGGUCACUCGGGGCUGGCUGGGCCACCUUAGGGUUGUGCAAGUUAGGUCUGGAUAUGUCUACUUGUCCAUGAAAUGCAUUACCCCUGUUGGCAUACUCCGCUGCUGGUUCUUAUCCCUUUCAUUGGAGACCAUGAAGAUUGAGUCACUGAUCCACGGGACAUUUGGUGACUCUGCCUAUCCAUACGUUAUGGCCUGGCCUCCUUGUUUGAUUGGUGAUGAUGGGGGCACUGGGCAUGAAGUUGAAGGUUCUCGCUGA